Bombus huntii is the source of this 15969-nucleotide messenger RNA. RefSeq names its product centrosomal protein of 78 kDa-like. Gene Ontology annotation, molecular function: protein binding. NCBI's taxonomy places the organism in Eukaryota, Metazoa, Arthropoda, Insecta, Hymenoptera, Apidae. The transcript is spliced from 4 exons. Bases 14798 to 15841 code for a protein of 347 amino acids. The record is from RefSeq and is a predicted model, not a curated record.
AUAAUGUCUAUGAGAUCGUUCGAUGAAAAUUGACGCUUGAAGAUGUCAGUAUUGGAAACGAUGUCAAUUAAACAGCUGAAGAUGGUAGUACAGAUUUCAAGUAAAUUUCAAUCGAGGGUAUUAGUAAAAAUGUCAAUUAGAAAGUUAAGGAGAAAGUAUUUCGAAAAUAGUUCAGAUUCAAUCUAACACGGAAGAAAAACGUUGGACAUUUCUCUUUGAAUAUCUUACGCAAUGGUCACAAGAUUGGUCACAACGAAGCUUACGUUUAAAUGAAAACUGAGGUAUGACGUUUCGAUUAAACAAAUAAUAAGAAGCUAUUUUUCAGACAUAGUCCAGACUAAAUCUAGUACGAAACGAGAUAUUCCUAGCCACAGAUAUCUGUCCAAUCUAGUAAGUUAUCAUCUAAUUUCUCUCUUACAUUAAACGUACACACUGUGGCCGAAUAUAAUCUCAGAUGCUUCGAUCGAAAUACGUUAGACUGUUAUAAAAAUUCGCAUAUUUCAAAAGAAUACAGGAAAAUAGAGCGCCGAGUAAAACAAACGAGAAGCUUCAAACUUCGCAGUGCAUCGCUACUUCAGUUUUCAGAUUGAAAGAGCAAAAUAUUUUUUAAUUCGUAUCUUUUCCUGCAACAUUUCUCUGAUUUCUCAAGCAAUUUGAAUCAAAAUGAUAAUGUUUCGUAUUUGAAUAAAAAUAUAGGAGAAUCGGAUGCUAAGUAAAACACAAGGCAAACUUCAAAAAUACACCUCUAUUUCGGCUUUCAGACUAAAGGAGUAAAAUAUUUCCAAGCUGAUACUUUUUUCUGCAUGAUUCCUCUGCCAUUUUGUCCAAUGAUAAUUUCCAAUAUUUAAAUCACAUUUACACCAAAAACGUAACUGGAUACUGUCUUACUCUAAAUUAAUAUCUUGGAGAUUAUUAAAUUACGAUUUCAAAUUAAGAUUCUCUUACUGAUCGAUCUUUUAGAAAGACAAAAGUUGCGUUUUUUUUAUUAGUGAGCUUCAAUGACAAGAGCAGAACAAUGAAUAACACAUAGCUAAUUUGCUUGCACGCUCCCGAAGGUCCGAAUGGAAUUGCCAUCCGGCAUUAUCUGUGUCUGAUUUGCAUUCGUAACCAUCGACCCAAAUAUAUGUGGCUCCCUAUCACGGAAUCAAUAUAGCGUUUCGACAUUGUACCUUUGUGGCUUGUAUGAUAGAGCUUCUUGCUUACAAACAACCAAAGUAACGCGUUCUGCUUCGGGGAUAUUCAAAUGGAUGGAUUUUAAUGAGGAGGUGGAUGACGAGCGAGAAAAGAAUAUUUAAUAUGAUAUCGAUAUUUUUGAUCAGUUCGUCGUGAGUAUAUAAAUUGGAAAGGAUAUAUAAAUUGCAUGGCAUCUAAAUAUUUAAAGAAUUCAGAUAAAUAUACUGCAAGGAAUAAAAAAUUUUCGUGGCACGUGUUUUAGAGCUUAUUUUCAAGACGGAAAAUUGUAAAGUUCUUAGUAAAAAAUGAGAAGCAAAAUUUAUAUUCAUUCAAUAGGAAUAAAUUUAAAUGGCACUGGGAACUGUAUGUAGUAUUUAUUUGACGAUGCUCGAAGAAUUUCACCCCCUCCAUUCGACUAUUAAUAACGUUAAAAACAACGAGAGACAGUGGAUUGUUUCAAAGAUUCUAAAAUUAGAACUAAUACAAGCAAGAAGUAUUAACAAGUAUUAACAAGUACUACAGUACUAAAUCUUUAUAAGUUAUCCUCCGCUAUAAGAAUUUUCAAAUAACAUUUGCUCAAAAACCCAUCUCUCUAUUAAAACGCCGAGAAAAAUCGGACGAAAUCUAAAAGAAAGCUCAAUCUAUAAGCAUCUCUUUCGACAAUGUUGCAUCAAAGUCGAAAUUAAUUCAUUUUGUAACCCAAUAGAAACACGCGAUCUAACCAUGAUCGAGCUACGAUCCAGCCUAUCACCAUGCAGCAUAGAAAUUGUAAUUUCUAAAUAAAAAUGAUAUACGAUAUUAAAAUUACAAUUUUUGGAUAAGAUCGAUACACGCUGUUACAAUUACUAUCGUUAAAUAAAAAUGUAACAUUAAAAAUUAUAAUUCCUUAUGAAAUUGUUGUCGCUAGAUUGGAAUUACGUUUCUCGACUAAAAUUGAUACUCGACAUUUGAGUUACGAUUCUUGAAUAAAAUUCAUCCACAACGUUAGAAUUAGAAUUUCUGAAUGAAAUUGAUACACGGUAUUGAACUUACGAUUGCCGAAUAAAAUUCGUUACAUGACACUAGAAUUAUAAUACCCGAAUAAGAUUGACUCACGACUCGUUCCAUCAAAAUUCACCAGGGAUGUAGUUAGCUUUCCGAAACCUCGCGGCUCUAAUUAAUUCAUGUCUCGAACAUUGCCUCCAGUCGAGGAUACAGUGUAUGGCCACAUCGUAGAGAGACUAGGUCAAGGAGAAUCACUCGUGGUACUCUCUCGUGCCGCUCCUUUGCGAAACGCAAUACUUCUCAGCUGAUUGCAAUAUUUAUUUUCGUUCGUCGGACGUACGCGAGCCGACAUCGAAGAGGUUGCUUUCCCGGCGUGUGCCAUCCGGAAUUAUCAGAUCUGAUCAGUGAUUUAACGAUCGAUAAUAAAUUCGAGUAACUCGUGUGAUGAUAGCUUCUCUUCCUUUUCCUUUUUCUUUCAAACGUGUUGUCGAACAGUUGUACGAUCAGAUAAGAAAACGAUAUAAAAUAUGAGAUACGAGAUAAAAUAUGAAUUAUAUGAGAAAUAAAAUAACGGAGGAUUUGAUUAUACGAAUGUAACCAGCAGUACUCAUACGUAUCGUGUAAUCCGCUUGGGAUUAUUUCACGAUAGAUCGUUGUGCGUUAAGUAGUUCAAUUUGUCGUAAUAUUACGAGCAUCAUUGGGCUGAUGUAACUGACAGAACGUUAAGAUUAAUUCUAGACUUUGGAAUCUUCUCUUCGAAUUUAGAAUUCUGAUUUUCAGAAUAUGCGUAAGAAUGGCUACUUUUACGUUCACUGAAAAGAGUAAUUUAAAUUGAAAUUCGAUUUAAAUUUGAAGAUACGUAGGAACGGCCUUUUCUCGAAUGGAUUAUUUAAUUUGAUUUUGAGAAGCUUUUUUAAAAAAAUAGAUUAUUAUUUGGAAAGUAGGAAAAACUGGUAUAAUUUCUUGAUUAACUAAAAUGGCAGUGAAAGUACUAUAUUACUAUAAAAUUAUCGCUAAUUCGAUUCCUAUGUUAGUUAAAAUAUAAUUAAUUUUAGAAUUAAUGAAAGAAUAAGACAAUAAAGUAGUUGAAAAACUAGCACACAGACCAUAAACAUAGAAAAGAGGUAACAGAAUUUUUAAUCAUUUAAAAAAGCAAUGCAAGCAUUACUAUUGAAAUAUUUAGUUGUUUGAUUGUUAAUUAAGAGUAGAAAAUGAUUAUCAAUGAAUAAAUGGAAGGAUUAUAAGUUAAAAAGAUAAUUCAAAAUAGAUAAAAAAUUUUAUUAUUUACAAAGACUGUAGAAACAUUAAUUCGAUUGUGAAUAACAAUUAAGAAAAGUUUAUUAGUGAGUAAUUGAACAGUUACGACGAAACAGUUGUAAAUUAAUUUACCUCGAGUAUUAAUAGUCUAUAAAAAAUAUCUAUAAAAGGACACAGAAGAAUAAAAAACAAAAGAAUAAUAAGAAAUAAGUAACAUAUCUGAUGAUUAAAAAGGCUAAAUAUUCGGAAUUUUGCAGCGUGAUGCAUAAUUAAAAUUCCAUGAAGGGUAAAGAGAGAAAUUACCGAGUAAAGAUCCUUGGUUGACCAUAUCCGAGUGCUUUCUCUUUUCCGCCUCCCCUGUAUCCUCUAUACAUUCCAACAUACUAGUCUUGCAACCCAUCCUCCAAGCAAUUUCUCACCUCGUGCACAAUUCUUUGUUCCUCUUUGACAUAUCGUUCACAGUUCAUUGACUGGAUUCUAGAAAAAAAAAAAGAAAAAAAGAAAGAUAGUUCCUGUUAUAAAUCCUGUUAUAAUAAGUUAGGUUACAGUACUUCUUCCAAUAUUUUUUUGUCGAAGGAAGUAUCUACUAAGAUACACGUAUAUAAAGGGAGCUUAUCAAAUUAAAUUACCUAAGAGAUAAAAUCGCUAAGAAUUAAUCAAAUUAUCCAAAUCAAUUAUCCAAAUUAAAUUCGCCAAGAAAUCAAAUGUUCGAGAAUUACAAAAAUUAUUCAAGCAAAUAUCCACAGUAAAUUCUCUAAGAACUGGAACUGUCAUGAUUUAUUAAAAUUCACAAAUCAAUUAUCCGAAUCGAAUUCUCUAAGAUAUGAAACUGGUAAAAAAUCAUGAAAAAUUGGCAAAUCAAUUAUUCGAAUUAAGUUAUAUUUACAGAGAUAACGUUCCAUUCACAUACAAAGAUAACAGAAAAUUUCUUUGCAAAUAUUUAUGAUACAUGAAUAUUUACGAUAGGGAAAAGAUUCACGACAAGAAACGUGACUCGCAUAAUUAAUUCGAAAACGAGAAUUCGGCAUGUUCGAGAAAUGCAAACAGGUUGAACGUUCCUCCUCAAUGCCGUGGAACAAGUUCGAGAACGAUGUGCAUACAUACGUGCGUAUGCUGGUAGUACAGGAAGUAUCGAGUGAGAAAGAGACUGGAUCAGAAUGAGUAGGCAAUUCUGAAUAUUCAUGAGGCAUUUACAACACUAUUGAACAUAAAACAGCAUGUUUGUAAAUUGACCGAAAACAAUUGAAACUUACCAUGAAAAACGUGUACAAGGUGUAUUUGGUUUUCAUGAUUCUUGAAGAGUGCAUGAUAAUAGAAAGGAUGAAGUUCUUGCAUGGUUUGAGCACUUGAAAGUAUUUAACACUGAUUGACUAUUUAACACUAAAUUACACGAAACAUGUUUCUUACUGCACAAAUUAUUCCUUUGGUUUAAAAUUUUUCAUUGAAAACUGCAAUUACACGAAGUUCCUUUAUGGUGAUGAGAUCCCUUAUAAUGACAUUGUACGACGAAGAAAAAUUAGGCUUAUCGAAAGGAAUUACCAGGCGUAAAGAUUCAUAGAUUUUAAGAAAUUACUAUAGAUAUUUUCGUAUAGCUCUUUACGGCAUUAACAUAAUAUAACGUUGUAGAUUAUUUGAAAGAGAUAUUGUUAAGAUGAAGUUAUUCGAAAGAUCAAGAAAUUGAUAAGUUCUUCAGAAUAAAAUUACGUGAUACGUAGGAAAAUAAGUUCUAUCGCUUAAGAAAAUUAGCCAGUAACACAGAUAAAUUAGAUUAAAAAUGAGAAUAAGCUAGCAAAAGUACUGAGAUAUUAUAAGUAGAAUACUUUAGUAAUAUUACUCAUAUGAAAUCAAGAGUCAGCAACAUAACUUAAUUACUUUAAAGAAUUUAAACAUUCUACCGUUUUCCAAAAAUUCAAAAAUUAUCCUAAUAUGAAAUAAAAGAUUAGUAUAAGCCGCAUAGUAAAAUUAACGUAAAUCAUUUAAUAUAGAUCAUCGAAAAAGAUAAUGUUUCAAUGAAGUAUCAAACUUUUACGAAUCUUUUACUCAAUACACACCGCUGAACAACAUUUAGAAGCAAGUUGGAAUUCUCAAACGAGCACCAGCUACUCACGACGAAUGUAUUAUAACAAUAUUAUAACAUUCUUUGCAAAAUUACAAAUUCAUUUGUAUUGAAUCGAUAUUAUACGCAAACACGAUUUCCUGCACAAACCGAUAUUCCACAUUCAUGAAUGUUCCAACACCUAAUUUUAGUGAAAACUUCAAUUCAACUGGAAAAACUCGAAAUACUCACUAGCACGAGAACGCCGAAACAGAAACUGAAAAUUACCAUCAGCCAGCUUUAUUCGUAGCCCAACUAACAAACUGAAAGAGUCAUUUUGUCUGACACUGAACCGGACGACACGAAAGCCAGCUCGAGAAUCACAGACACGCGCUUUCAAUCGCUGACAUUCUUCUCUUUAUCUUAUCACACAAGCCUGUAGUCUACAGGCUGUGGAGAUCACCAAUUCCAAAAAUUCCUACAUCCAAAACUCGCUCAAACAACAAAUUCACGUCACAAACUCCACCCGAUUUCGGUUUAUUUCACGAUCGUAAUUUCUUCGACCAUCCUAAACAACGUUUGAUCGACGUAACCGCGAGGAUUACAUCGCGUUACUAAACACGUAAACACGUCAUCUGUGCACGAGAAAAUUUACGUUUUGCUUGCUUGAGAGUCGGAGAGAGAAAGAGAGGAAGAGAUAGAUGGGAUUUAAUCUAAAUCUCGGACAACACGUUAAGAAUUAAAAAUUUCGAAGAAAAGUAACGACAAUAGGCUGUCAAUGAACGAUAGAUCCUCUUGGACGUAGACCAAAUUGAGAAAUCAUCGAGUUUGUCAAUCGAUAGUUCGGUCCCGAUCGAGAUCGCGUUUCAACAUUGGCUCGAAGCUACCCAGAGACAUUUAGACCUCGAGGACGCACAUUCCUCGUCAACCAUCCGAUAUUUAUUGCUGUCUGUUUGUUCCCACUCGCGAGUAAUUAAUGUCAACUUUCAGCUUUCUGAUUCGAAACAUCUCCAAAAGUUUUAUUCUCCAAAAUUAGAAUUAUUGAUCGACGACGAAAUAUUUUCUAUUAAAUUCCUUGUUUUCCCCUAUUUUGUUCCAAGUUGCUCACGAUAUUUUAAAAGUUCCGUAAAUUAAAAGUUCCAUUACAAGUACACGAGAAAACAGUACACUGUGAGGAUUGAUCGAUAGACGACUAGACGAAUCACGUUUUCAUCGACGAUUUUUCAACCACGAUCGACCGAUCCAUUGUUAGGCGACACAGUAUCCCGAGAUGUGCACGAAGUUUUAAUAAAGCUAGACCCAGUUGUGUAGACUGCAUGGUGGCCUCGAAUCCACUGACUAAAGUUCGCGAUUCCACGAGGACAAUGUGAGCUGAAGAGGCCACAGGUCGGGAUGCCUCAGCCCCUCUUCUUCUUGAGCACGUAGCCAAAUUAUUUUGUUUGCUCUGUGGUACUGCGUCGACGCCAGGGGAUCUCUUCUUUUCUUUAAGGGCACGUUCGCACUACGUGACAUAUGAUUUAUUCGUUUAUUAGAGUUUGUUUUGAUAAGCAAAAAAAAAUAUCUGUUACGAAAUUUUUGGUAAAUAUCUUUUCGAGAUAAAAUUGAUCGGUGACAGAUUACAUUUUUAUAAGAAAAGGAAAGGAUAUUAUUUACAGGUUUCUUCUUAGGCUUCAAAUUGAUAUAACUGCAAAGUAUUUCUUGGUAAAUAUCCUUUAAAGAUAAAAUUGAUAGUUUACAAGGACCUUUAUAAGGAUGUUUCGCGUGACAAACGAUUCUUUAGCUUUCUUGCUAGGUUUAAGUUUACUAUAACCAGAUGAUGUUAAAAUUGAUAAGAUUAAAAUUAAGAUUAAGGUUACCAUUCUUCGAUAACAAGAUAAAAUUGAUCGAUGUCUAAGUUUAUCCUCAUAAGGAUGUUUCAUGUAAAAGAGAAUUUUUUUAAUUUAGAUUUCUUGGCAGAUUUAAAGUUGGUGUAACUAGAUGUUUUUAAUUGAUACAUCCCUGAUAGUUCAUAUCUUCGUAAGGAUGUUUUAUGAUAAAGAGUGCUUUUUUCGAUAGAUUCAUCGAUAGGGUUGAAGUUGAACUAAAGUAGAAAUUUUAGAAAGGUAUAUAUAUAUAUAUGUAGGUUGAAUUAGGUAGGAUUAGCGAGAUAAUGAUUGAAACAUUAGCAAUUAAAUCUAUAAAUAAAGUCCAUAACUACUAUGAUACUAACUAUGAUAGUUUCCCAAAAAAUAAUAUCGUUUACGGAAGUUAAUGAUUAGAAUGUUAAAAAGAUAAAUGUACGCCCAUUAACGAAAUUAAUUGCGGCAACAUCUUGAAGAGCAACAUAAACCAUUAGCAAAGAUUAAUCGCAGAAACUAACGUAGUUUCUGCAACAAAAUUAAUGGAUACAGUUUUGGAAGCUAUCGCGAAUUAUUUAGUUAGAAUAGUCGAAAACACUAGAGGUAGAAUUCGAUGUGAAAUAUUUUUAGCGUUUUAUUGAGAAAGAGGAUUCUAAAAGGACUCUAAGAGUAAUAGCAAAAAAGAUCGUUUAUCUUAAAAAGUUUAUUAAUCAUUUAGAAAAUAGAAAACAAAUAUUUUAAUUUUAUUCUCCAUAGCUUCUAAAGUGAAUCACGAACGAUUAAACGACACUGUAGAGACAAUAGACAUGAUUAAUUAAGAUGCAUACAGUUAGACAAUGAAAUUAUCUUACGUAUGUUAUUUAAUAAUUCAUAGCUUGAUCGUAUUUUACUGGAUUGAGAAGAUACUAAUGAUAUUUUUGAUGAAUCGAUAGAUACAACACGGAUAGAAUAAUAAUAGGUACAGUGGCAUGAGAUAGUGUAUGAUAGGUUUGCAGCACGAUACGAAUGUCACGUUAUGAAACAUUGAACAGAAUCUCCUUGAAAACAUCAUUCGAUUUGAAAGGCUAAUAUUGCACACUGUCUGAAUAGUAAACAGCAAUUGCACUCGUGACCUGUUUGGUUUUGCAGAAGUUCAAAACGCAGUGUAGAGAUAAAAAAAAGCUGGAUUGGUUUAAUACGAACUUUUAAAAUGCAAAACCCUUUAACCUGCUGUUUGGGUGUUUAUUAAUGCAGCUUUUUAUAUUAAUACUAUUUGUUUAAGAAGGUUAUAGAAAGGUGAAGAAAGUGUUGGUACGAAGUAUAAAAUAUAAAAUAGCAUCAAAUAGAAUUAACAUAUAUAUGUAUAAUCUCUGCAUGUAAAAAAGAAUUUAAUAGGAAAUAAGAAGAUAUAGUUAUAAGAGAGAAAGCGAGUGUUUCGUCCGAGAUCUGUUAGUAUGGACUCUUCAGUAAGGCUUACCUAAGACAGUAAGGCUUAGACACAAUGAAAGAAGAGAGAAAGAGAUAUAGUUAUAAUAUAUACGAAAUAUAAAAUUAAGUACUGAUAUCUAAAAUAUAAAAUGAACUGUCUAUUUCGAAAGAUUCGAAGCAUCUGCCAGAAGAAAAUAUAGAAAAUCGUUUCAUGAAAUAACAACAUAAUGUCUCUCCCAAAGACGGAAAAAUAAUAAUAAUAUAUAAAUUGAAUUAGAGAGAUCUCAAUCUGGAUGGAAUCUUCGAAUCUAAAUGGAAAAGAAAGUAAAACAAAGAUUCGUUAAAUUUCGUAAGAUUGUUAAAUUUUAAGUAUUUAUAAAAAGAGAGUACAGCAAUUUAUUUUAGAUAUAAAAUAAUAACACGAUAUAUCUUCGCACAAACGUAAAAUAUUUAAUAGGAUACAGGUUGUCAAAAUGUGAAAGGUCAUAAACUGAUAGAUCCAUUUCAAAAUGCAUCUAGAAAAUCCUUUUCCCAUAAAGAUUGAUUCCCAUAAAAAUUGUGGCAUACAGACAAGUCGAAAUUACAAAAUUAAAGAUCCAUUUCAAAAUCUAUCUAAUAAAGUUCUCAGUAUUAUUUUAUAAAUUAAUAAGACGAUAUCUUCCUCUGGAAAAAUACAAAAAUUAGUAGGAUAUAAGUUGAACUGUUUGAAAUUGAAACUUUAGAUUGCACAAAAAUUUAUAUGUUUGAACAAAGAGGACUAUAGAAGAAGAAGUUACAUGCUCGGCUACAAUCAAAGAACGAGUAUCUAGAAUUUGAGUGUAACAAAUAAUAAGAUCAUUCGAUAAUUGUUAUUAUGAAUUUACCUAGCGGUAGUACAAAGCGAUUAUUUGUCUAGGGGCGCUUUAGUUUCCUUGGCAGAAAUUAUCUUUGCCUGUGACCUCACUGUAAUGCGUUUAUAUCUAAUUGUUUUGCUCGUUGCACCUUCGUUGUGGAACUGUAUCUUGCACAUGGCGUUUAAAUUAAUACACCUUUCCAGAUGACUAUACGCGACUGAAGUAAAUAUUCGUUCUGAAAGUUUUAGGAUCGUAAAUAUUCAAAUAAAAUCCUUCGCUGCUUGUUACUCUUUCUCUUAUUGUUAAUUUAAACGUUAAAAAAGUUUCGCCCUCUUCGUCCGAAAAUUUGGAAAAUCCGGACCCAUGGAAAAGAUUAAGUUUUACGUUAAUCGAAGUGUUUGAAGUUUGAAUAUUGCAAAGGAUUAUUAAAGUGGUUAAGGUUAAAAAGUGGGAUAAAAGAUAAUGAAAAAAGUGAUGAACCUGCGCAAAGUAAAAUAAUAAUUAAAUAUAUUUAGAGUUUAACACCGCGGUAUUACAAUUUCAAUGAAAAUACGAAAAGUAACAAAAAAAAAAAAGAAAAAAAAGUACAUUGAAGAUAUUAAGAAAUAUGAUAAACAAAGACGUACCUUCUUGCGUUUAAUCGAAUAGUCGCAGAAUAGGAGUAUAAAUUAAUUUGUGGUUAAAAAGUGUACAUUGGAUUUAUUAAUUAAGGGCUUUUACUUGUGAAUAAUCGUUGCGCAGUUAAUUGAUAAUUAUUAUAAUCUAAAUGAACUUAUUUACGUAAAAUUAUUAUAAUACUUAAAACAAGAAAGUUAAAGUAAGAAUAAAUUAUAGAACUAAAUUGCUUCAUUUAUAUGAAGAAAAAUUAAGAAUUGCAACUUUUAAAAAUAAGUUAUAUGUUUCUUAAAAUAUUUGAAAAAUAUCCUAUUGUACUUCUUAUGAAUAAUAGUAGCCAUCAGAAAUCGAGAAUACAACGAUGGUUAGCACUUCAAGAUUAAUACAAGCAAACAACUAUGAAGAUUAACAAUGGAGGUACGAGAAUAUUAAUGAAAAAUUUAAAUGUUCAAUAUAUUUUUAAAAUGCAAUAAAAGUAAUAAACGAAAUAAAAAUAGUUUCUCGUUAUUAACCUCUGUAUUUGCUAUGUUUCCACAUUUAACACUCAAUAUAUUAAUCUCAAUUUUAUUUUCUCGUAAAUACAAAAAACCUAACUGCUUAUUUAUUUAUAAACAUUAUCUUUUAUUUUUACUUAAAAACCGAUUUUAAUAAAAUAAAAGUGUAAUCUUCACGUAAACAAAUUCGAGAGGCGAAAUUGCUGAAAUGUUCGAAGGAUUAAGAUUAAUCUGCAGAAAGGAAUUAUUAUUACAAAAUUUACUCUAAGUUAACGACGACGACGAUAACGACGAUGACGACGACGAUGUUAUUUAGAAUUUACAAAGAAGAGCAGGCCAGUCCAUUUUUGAUCUUCGUAAUUAAGAAAAAAGGAUAAACUGGAGAUGUAAUUAGUCAUUAUCCGCAUUAAGGUGAAUCAUACCAACAUUGAGGAAUAUAUCGUAAUAAUGCUAAUGAUGGACAUGUAACUAGUUAAAUAUAUAAUGCUUACCAAUGGCAAUGAAUGUUUGCUCUUCCAAUACUAACCGUAAGUUCAAUUAAAUAUAUUACCUUUCUUUUUAUUUUUUUUUAUACGUGGGGCAAUCCUGACGGACACCUUGCCGCUUUUCUGGGAAGCGGCAGGGUAGUAUCGGACUUACCGAUUACAACCGCCGGGUGGCCUACCUAACGCCCAACAGGAGUGUUCCGGGACCGAAUUCAAAUUACUGCCGGAGCACUCCUGCGUCUUCUCUCAUUCCGAGGGAGCCAUUCCUCCGGUCAAGUUUGAGCAUUGAGAGGGACCACACCUCUCAAUGCUAUCCCCUGGGUCGUCGUAUAAGUCCGAUGUACAGGACCCGGGAACAAACGAUUCCCUCAUAUAGUCAGCACACUCCGACCCUGAUCCCACUGAUAUACCCUUAUGUAGCAGCAAGCUACAUAAGGCGUUGGCUGCUGCCGUCACUUUGGGGACCAAGUGCUUGAAGUGCGGCCUGAACGUCCAUUGAUUGUCGAUGGUGAGGCCCAGAUUUUCAUCCGAAGCCCCACCUCGACAUCCUGUCCGUUUAUAUCCAAACACAGGCCGGGCGGAGGAGCCUCCCUAUGCCGCCAGUCGUAAAACCAAGUGGCCUCCGACUUGGCUGGGGACAUGCUGAAGCCCAGCCUGAAUUAAAUGUAUUAUCUAUCUAUUAUUUACUUAUCUAUCUUUCUACUAUCUCUUGUUAAAACUUGCUAUGUGUUAACCAAAUUCAUUAUACGUAACCGAUAUUUGAUAGAGGUAUGCAUUACUAAUUCUAACUUCGCAGGAUAUCUUAACAAUAAUUAAAUUCUAAGAGAUAAUUCUAAGAGUAACGACUCCUAUGUUGGAUGCAGUUAAUGCGGUCAUUGCACAGUAAGAAUAUUUAACAUAAGAGUAAAUUAACGAUAAAAAAUACGAGUAACUCUGGGUGAAGAGAUUAAGUGAUAAAACGAUAAAAUGGAACUGAUAGAGUGAUGUUAUAAAUUUCUUCAAAUAAGUUAAAUAAAAAAAAAAAAAAAAAUAGAGAGAAGAAAAGAAACAUAAGAUAAUAUACGAAAGUCUAUAAGUGUAAGUCUGUAUACUCCCAUCUAUGUUGAAAUAAGAUAGAAAAUAAUUUAAUUUAAUGUAACUCAACCAUAAAGUAAUUGAAGGUAUGUAUACGCUAAAAUGUUCUGUAUCACAUAGCACAUAGUUCAACUGUAAUCGUUAAUUAAAAGAUGAAAUGCACGAAUGGCGUAAUAAUGGGAAUCAUUAUUUUGCUCCGUUCCCUUAGAAUCUUUUAAUGUUCCAGGAACAAUUCAAAUUUUUUCAGCGACACGAAGUUGCGAACGAAGAACAAAUGCUAAUAGUCAGAUGUUCGAUAUAUUUCGAAAACUGCAGUUUCUUUUUUUAAUGAACCUUCAACGAGAAAUAUUUGUAAUUCAACUUUUUUUUUUAAUUAUUCAGUGAUAUGUCCGGGCAUUUUGUCGGUCAGUAAGUUCCGUACAAUGAUAAAUCAAGAAGUGAUUGACGAUCGUGUAUCUUGACAUUAUGCAAAAUAGCAGAGAGGUGAGAAGAAUCAAUCAUGGGCAUUUUGCUUGGUUAUACAAGGUUCGUUAACUCACUUGAGUCAUUUGUAAUUUCUGUUACCAUCGUUGGUCCAAAUCUCAAAUUAAAAUCAUAAUUACAAUUUCAACGAUAUAAUUUGAUUAUAAACAAAUGUACGAAAGAUAAAAAACAAUAGGAAAAAAAUGUAUAGAAAAAAGUAACACAAAAUUUCAACUGGCCUAACGUAAGAAGAUUAUUUAACACUUUUAUAGAUUUUAGAAUUUUAAUAAACUUAUUCUUCAGAAACGCUAAUAAUUUGAUCAUCCAAGGAUAAUAAUUUAAUUUAACGACCCCGUGAAAGAGAGUUAUAUUUCACACGGUAUAAACAGAAUUUUUUAACAAGGUCCUAUGUCAAGAAAAGUGCGUUAAACCAUUACCCGCUGUACAAGCAUAUUUACCAGAGGGUUGUCUACGAUUCUGCGUGGAUCGCGUGGCUCUGAAAGAUUGGUCCCCGAUACUGAAAAGCAUCGCCGAGAGUCGAAAUCUGUCGAAAAUCAAUAUCUAUAGCCGAAGUCGUUGCAAACGAGUACGUGAGAAAGUGAAUACGGAGGAGAAGCUUGAGAAAUUAUGGUAUCUACCGUAUAAUUCUGAACGUCAUGUCAGACAAAUUUAACCGAACUUUGUAAGAAACGUAAAACUGGCAGUCACGAAUCAUACUUAAACAAAGUAAAAGUGGUAUUACGUAAAGACAGAUUGCUACUACGAAAAGACAUAAAAUUAUCGUGUGGAAAAUUAUGAAUAGUCCUAGAAGCUCGAAUAUUUCGAAAUUUAAUUAAAGGUACUUCAUCUAAAUAUUUUGCAAUCAAAUACUUUAUGACAAUUAAAUUUAUAGAAUUGUUCGAUUUCGUUGUAUCCCCAAGCUUAAAAAUCCCAAGGUACUUCAUCUACGUAUCUUGCAAUCAAACAUUUUAUGAGAAUUAAAUUUAGAGAAAUGUCUGAUUUCGUUGCAUCCCCAAGCUUAAACUUCCUAAGCUUUGCUCUAACACUACAGUGUCGUCUUUCCACGUAGCACAAGUGCUCUGAAAUUUUCCUGUUCUUCCUGUCCCAAAAUUCAGUUACUAAAACAAUAAAUUUUCAAGUGUUGAAUUCUUCAAUUUCUAUAUUAUCAAAACGUUGAGCAUAAGUAUUCUCAAACUUUUCAAUUCCAAUUCAUCUUAUCUCAGGAAUGAUUAAUAAAAUAAUUAAAAAAUUCCAAUUCAGAAAUUCUUCAAUUUUUAUAUCACUAUAAUAAAAAUUGAAACCUUUUGAAUUCAAACCUUUUUAUCUUCAGACUAAUUACGAAAACAAUACAAAAUUUCAGAAAUUCUUCAGUUUCUACAUUAUUAGAUUCUUAAGCACACCAAAAAAUCAAAUUAUAUUGCUAUAGAAAUAAAAACAGGACCUACAUUGAAUUUUUUCUAUGCCUAAGAUUGAAAUUUCUACGCUUGAAGGGUGAAUAUUUAAUGCACAACCAGCACGAAAUUAUAUUCGAGAGAUAUAUUUUCCUUGCGGAUACUACUGCCAGAAAGUUUAAGCUUGCAGGUCUGCAUCUCCUGGACUGAAUGGAAAGAGAGAAAAGAGAGAUUUAAAUGGAAAGGGAACGAUCUAAAGGAAUGUGGAACCAGAGGAGGGACAAAAUGAAGGCCGGAGAAAGACAGGAGGAGAGGGAUAAACGAAGGAAAAGGCCAGAAUCUCCCAAUAUAAAUAAUAUAGAGAAAGUUAGAAUAUAAACAAAAAAGAAAGACGUUGAUACCCUAGACUGGCAUUUGAUGACACGUCCAGGCGAUGCAAAGGAAAGGAUCAAGCAAGUCCAGUCAUCUACACUAACUUCCUGUUGCGCUGUCUCGUCGACUCCAUCGCUGUUUGCGCGAGGGAUUCUUCCGCCAUCACCUCCAUCACUCUCGAUGGGAUUCCGUUAUCUCUCAAGUACCUCAACAUCCUCUGUUGCGGUUUGAAGAACAACGAGAAGCUAAUUAAUCUAUCUUUGACGAAGUGUCAUAUAGGAGACGUCGGUUGUGAUUUGUUGUUGGGCUGUUUGAGGAACAAUCCAAAAUUGUGUGUAUUAAAUUUAUCGUCCUGCCGGCUGUCGAACAGAAGUGCCAUGUGCCUGUCCCUGUUCUUGAAGAGAAGGAAGGCUGAUCUGUUGCAGAAUGUUUGGGAACAGUCCUCUGUACAAUCUCCGGAAGAAAAUUCUGACAAGAAGCCCCAGGGAUUGCACACGUUGAUUCUGAACCAAAAUCCAAAAAUCGGGGACACCGGCUUGAGGCAGUUAGUUUAUGCGUUAAAAAGCGACGUCUGGCUGAGAUCGCUGAGUCUGAGGCACUGUGGGAUCAGUAAACACGGAGCAGAGACGAUGAUUCGUCUCUUACAAACCAACAGUAGAAUUACGAAGCUAGAUCUCACUGAAAAUCGCAUACCUAUUAACACCUUACAAAUGAUACUGAGGAUAUUGAAGAGAAGGCGAGAGAUGGCUGAAAGUAUAACGUCGAAGAAAAGAUUUCGUAUAGAUAUGAGACGAGACUUGAUAAAUAAUAGAAUUCAUGAACUUAUAAAACAACGUAGAAGAAGUUUACGAAAUAGAACAGAAAGGCUCAACAAACAUUCAACGCAGAAACGUCAUUGGAAGAAGAUCCAUAGGUUCGAGAUAAAAGUGAAACAGUCGAAGGAAAUAGAAGUUCCGAAAGAGGAUCAAAGUCGAAGGAAGAAACUUGGAGAUUUGGAAUCGCAGUUAUGGAGUCUAGUCGAGUCGAAUUUCAAAUUGAAGGAGGAACUAUCGAGCAAUAAAGCGUUGCUGGAUACAGAAGCGCAACAAAGAUCAAAAAUGGAGGACGAGUUGCAAAAAGUGUCGCUUCGGUUAAACGACCUUAAAAGCAAAGUCGUUAUGUUAGAUUGUGUUUCCUCGAAUGCUUGUAACGAAAGUCGCUUAUUGAAGGGACUGAAGUACAUUUUUGACAAAUUGGAAUCAUUUUCGACAGCGAGGCAGAAGGAUAUAAACGAGGAAGUUCUUUUGAAUCCUGUGGAGCCAUUAUGGUCAUCGCCAUUGACACAACAAAUGGAGAAUAGUUUCGCGAAUUGCUUGCAACAGACUAACGUAGCUUUGUUCCCCGUUGAAAAUAUCACGAUGCGAAUUUCAGAUAAUUUUUGAAGAUAUAUAUAUAUAAAUAACAUACAAAUUACUUUUAUGAAGUCUAUUUUAAUAAAAGAAGCGUUUUAUAUCAUUUUGAAUUGUAUUUUUACGGUGGUAUUGUAAGAAUAAAUGUUUGGUAAAGAGAA